CCAACGCGCCGAGGGGGCCAAGUUGGUGAGCUGCCCGGUCGCUGCUCCCCAGGGAUCGCCGACCCCGACGCAGGUGGACCAUGUGGACUCUGGUGAGCUGGGUGGCCUUAGUGACAGGGCUGGUGGCUGGAACACAGUGCCCAGACGGUCAGCUCUGCCCUGUGGCCUGCUGCCUGGACCUGAGAGGAGCUACCUACAGCUGCUGCAAUCCCGUUCCGGACAAGUGGCCCACGGCGCUGAGCCGGCAUCUGGGCACACCGUGCCAGACCGACGCCCAUUGCUCGCCUGGCUACUCCUGCAUCCUCACUGUCUCGGGGACCUCCAGCUGCUGCCCGUUCCCAGAGGCCGUGUCAUGCGGGGAUGGCCACCACUGCUGCCCCCAGGGCUUCCACUGCAGUGCUGACGGGCGGUCCUGCUUCCAAAGAUCAGAUACCAAGCCCUUGGGUGCCGUCCAGUGCCCCGACAGACAGUUCGAAUGCCCCAAUUCCUCCACAUGCUGCAGUAUGCCUGAUGGCUCAUGGGGAUGCUGCCCCAUGCCCCAGGCUUCUUGCUGUGAAGACAAGGUGCACUGCUGCCCUCAUGGCACCUCCUGUGACCUGGCUCGUGGCCUCUGCCUCACGGCCACAGGCACCCACCCCCUGGCAAAGAAGAUCCCUGCCCAAAAGACUAAAAGGCCAGUGGUCUUGUGCCCGGACGCACAGUCCCAGUGCCCUGAUGGUUCUACCUGCUGCAAGCUGCCCAGUGGAAAGUAUGGCUGCUGCCCGAUGCCCAGUGCCAUCUGCUGCUCCGACCACCUGCACUGCUGCCCCCAGGACACUGUGUGUGACCUGAUCCAGAGUAAGUGCCUCUCCAAGGAGAAUGCUACGGACCUCCUCAUCAAGCUGCCCGCACACGCAGUCCAGGAGGUGAAGUGUGACAUGGAGGUGAGCUGCCCCGAUGACUACACCUGCUGCCGCCUGCUGUCCGGGGCCUGGGGCUGCUGCCCUUUUGCCCAGGCUGUGUGCUGUGAGGACCACGUGCACUGCUGCCCGGCCGGGUUUAGGUGUGACACAGAGAAGGGUACCUGUGAACAGGGGGCCCGCCGGGUGCCCUGGAUGAGGAAGGCCCCAGCCCACGUCAGCCUGCCGGACCCCCGAGCCGUGGAGAAUGAUGUCCCCUGUGAUAACGUCACCAGCUGUCCCUCCUCCAAUACCUGUUGUCGACUCACGUCUGGGGAGUGGGGCUGCUGUCCUGUCCCAGAGGCUGUCUGCUGCUCAGACCGCCAGCACUGCUGCCCCCAGGGUUACACGUGUUUGGCUGGGGGGCCCUGUAAGAGGGGGAACAAGGUGGUGACCGGACUGGCCAAGUUGCCUGCCCGCCGGGCUUCCCUGUCCCACUCCAGAGACAUGGGCUGUGACCAGCACACCAGCUGCCCGGUGGGGCAGACCUGCUGCCCGAGCCUGAGCGGGGGCUGGGCCUGCUGCCAGUUGCCACACGCCGUGUGCUGUGAGGACCGCCAGCACUGCUGCCCGGCUGGGUACACCUGCAACGUGAAGGCCCGAUCCUGCGAGAAGGAGGUGGACUCUUCCCGCCCUGCUGCCCACCUGGACCGCGGCCGGCACGUGGGUGUGGGGAACAUGGACUGUGGGGAGGGGCACUUCUGCCACGAUAACCAAACCUGCUGCCGAGACAGCCGAGGGGGCUGGGCCUGCUGUCCCUACCGCCAGGGCACGUGUUGUGCGGACAGGCGUCACUGCUGUCCCUCUGGCUUCCGCUGCGGGGCCAAGGGCACCAGGUGUUUGCUCUGGGAAGCCCUCCGCUGGGACGCUCCUCAGAGGGACCCGGCCCCGAGGCAGCUGCCGUGAGGAGGGACUGAGGACUGAAGACACUCCGCGGCCUUUGGGACCCUGCUCAGAGGGUGCCCACUGCUCAGGCCUCCCCAGCACCUCUCCGCCGCCACAGUCUCCCAGACCCCCAUUUCUGAGUACCCCUGUCACCCUGGGAGGCGGGGCCUCAGUCUAAGGCCCUCCCUAUCCCAACGAGGGCUGUGGCAAAAGCCACGUUUCCAGCUGCCAUCCCCUCCCCCCAUUUCUGUGGACCCUGUGGCCAGGUGCUGUUCCCUAUCCACAGGUGUGCGUGUGUGUGUGUGUGUGUGUGCACGCUGCAGUAAAGUUUGUACACUUUC
Messenger RNA from Delphinapterus leucas (beluga whale), 2164 nucleotides. It is a transcript of the gene GRN, whose product is annotated as granulin precursor. NCBI's taxonomy places the organism in Eukaryota, Metazoa, Chordata, Mammalia, Artiodactyla, Monodontidae. Gene Ontology annotation, biological process: regulation of inflammatory response. Gene Ontology annotation, cellular component: extracellular region. The record is from RefSeq and is a predicted model, not a curated record.